Beauveria bassiana ARSEF 2860 is the source of this 1473-nucleotide messenger RNA. RefSeq names its product flavin containing amine oxidoreductase. The coding region runs from base 1 to 1473 and encodes 490 amino acids. Lineage: Eukaryota; Fungi; Ascomycota; Sordariomycetes; Hypocreales; Cordycipitaceae. The record is from RefSeq and is a predicted model, not a curated record. The transcript has 3 exons. Gene Ontology annotation, molecular function: oxidoreductase activity.
AUGGCAUCCCCGCCAAAAGCGCAUGUUGCUAUUAUUGGUGCCGGAUUGUCCGGUCUACGCUGCGCCGAUGUUCUCCUACAAAACGGCUUUCAGGUGACCAUCUUCGAGGGCCGAGACCGCCUCGGUGGACGGGUGCACCAAACGAAGCUCAGCAAUGACCACUUGGUUGACAUGGGCCCCAACUGGAUACACGGCGCCACAGGCAACAUCAUCCGGGACCUAGCUGUGGAAACGGGUACCGGCAUUGACGAUCUCGACGAGAAGUCGUGCGCGUUUGACGAGACGGGCAUCAGACUCGAAGCCGCCGAGAGCACCAAGUACGAGACCAUCAUGUGGGAAACCAUCAAAGAGGCCUUUGCGUACUCGGCAACGUCGGAGGCAGAGAUUGAUCCGCAAAAAAGCCUGAUGGACUUUUUUCAAGAAAAGAUCCCGGCAAGGAUACCUGAUGAUGAGCCGAAUGCAGAGGCCCAGCGCAAGACGAUAUACCAAAUCUGCGAGACGUGGGGUGCCUUCAUCGGCUCGCCAAUCACGAAGCAAAGUCUCAAAUUCUUCUGGCUAGAAGAGUGCAUCGAUAACGAAAACCUAUUCUGUGCUGGUACAUACCGCAAGGUUCUUGAGCGCGUUGCAAAGCCGGCGGUAGACAAGGCAGACAUCUCCUUCAACACAAUCAUGGAAAGCAUCACUUAUAAAAUGAACGCCAAAGACAAAAUUAGAGUUCACCUGAGGAGCGGCAACAGCUGUGAGUUUGACGAGGUUGUAGUGACCACGCCGCUUGGCUGGCUGAAAAAGAACAAGACCAAGGCUUUUGAUCCUCCGCUUCCUCGUUCGCUCAGCACCGCUAUAGAUGCCAUCAGCUAUGGCUGUCUCGAAAAGGUGUAUAUCAGUUUCCCCGAAGCCUUCUGGAGGCCCAAGAAUGGCCAGCAAGAAAUCGUCAAGGGGUUUAUCCAAUGGAUGUCACCCGCCUACCAUCCCGAGCUCAACGCCAACCGCUGGUCGCAAGAAGCAGUCGAGCUGUCCAGCCUCAGCGCCGACGAUGCGCACCCGACGCUGCUCUUCUACACAUACGGCGAGCAGUCGCAGUGGUUCACCUCGGAGCUCGCCAAGCGGCUCGACAAGAAGGACAAGACAGCUUUCAUCAUCUCGUACUUUGAGCCGUACUACUCACGCCUGCCCAACUACACGGCCGACGCGGCGGCGUGCCAGCCGGUGGAUUGCAUCGCAACAGACUGGCUUAAUGAUGAACUGGCAGGGAAUGGGAGUUAUGGAAAUUUUCAGGUCGGUUUAGAAAAGGGCGAUGAGCAUAUUCGGACAAUGCGCGAGGGCCUCCCGGACCAGGGCCUGUGGUUCGCAGGUGAGCAUACAGCGCCAUACGUUGCUCUGGGCACCACCACAGGCGCAUACUUGAGUGGUGAAGCGGUUGCAGAAAGAAUUGUGAAAAGUUACGCGCAAUUUCAGCAGCAUGAUGAUAGCUAG